This is a messenger RNA of Octopus bimaculoides (California two-spot octopus), 904 nucleotides long. RefSeq lists its product as uncharacterized. Lineage: Eukaryota; Metazoa; Mollusca; Cephalopoda; Octopoda; Octopodidae. The record is from RefSeq and is a predicted model, not a curated record.
GUGAUUUAAACACAUAUGGGUGAGAAAUCACACCAUUGUGAAGUGUGUGGAGAAAGUUUCAGUCAAACUUCUAGUCUUGCAGUUCACAAGCGCAGCCACACAGGAGAAAAACCUUUCCAUUGCAAAUUGUGUGGGAAAUCUUACACUAAAAAUUCUAAUCUUGUUAUUCACUUACGUAGUCACACUGGAGAAAAACAUUACCAUUGUGAAAUAUGUGGUAAAUCAUUCCCUGCUAAUUCUUCUCUUGUAGUUCACAAACGAACUCACACUGGAGAGAAGCCUUUCCAUUGUGAAAUAUGUGGUAAAUCAUUUGUCAGUAACAGCCUCUUAAACACACACAAAUUAAAUCACUCUGGAAGAAAACUGCUUCGCUGUGAAAUAUGUGGGAAAUCUUUCACUCAAAAUUAUACUCUUGUCAUACAUAAACGAAGUCACACUGGUGAAAAACCUUAUCGUUGUGAAGUAUAUGCUAAGUGUUUCACUCAAACAUCUACCCUUGUCAGACAUAAAUGAAGUCACGGUAGAGUAAAAAUCUUAUUGUUGUGAAAUAUGUGGGACUUUGUCUCUAACAGUGACUUAAAAAAGCACACAAGAAUACACACAGGAGAGAAACCAUUUGACUGUCAAAUAUGUGGGAAAUGUUUUGCUUGUAGCAGUGACUUAAUUAGACACAAAAGAAUGCAUACUGGAGAAAAACCUUUUCACUGUGAAAUAUGUGGAAAAUCUUUUACUCAGAAUCCACAUCUUGUAAUUCACAAACGUCGUCACGCUGGAGAAAAGCCUUACCCUUGUGAAAUAUGUGGGACAUCGUUUGUGUCUAACAGUGACUUAACAAUUCACAAAAGGAUACACACAGGAGAGAAACCAUUUGGCUGUGAAAUAUGUGGGAAAUCUUUUGUUUGUA